GGCUUCAGCGAGCGAUAGGUAGCUCCUCCCCGGGUUUCCUCACAACGUUCCAAAAGAAGUAUUGGGCGAUCGAUUGGCACCUCGGUAUGAAAGUCCCUUGUUGUGGGCCAGUCAUCUUCUUGCGGGAUGAGAGUGUCGGUUACUACCCAUGCGGGGGUAUCAAGACUUACUCGUUUGAUAAGAACAUGCCUGACGAGGAGUACAUGAGAUUCCAUCUGACGACGUGUUUCGACAUCGACGGUCACGAGGUGCCUGACAACUACAAGCUCGUGUCUUUCCACGUGGACAAGUUCCAAGGUUACGGCAUCCGCGUUGCAUCAAUGCCACCAUUCGACAAGUCGAAGAAGAAGGAUGCGUUGCAGAUGGUGAUGCUAAGGCCGUUCGAGUUCCUCAAACGCGUUAAUUGCUAUAAGGUGUCGAACCAUAUCGUGACGAUUGACAACAACCUGCAGUUGUCAACUCCCUUCGUGCCCUUCGACUGUGAUCUUGGAGACUUCGCAGACAUGGUGCGACGUCACAAGCUGCAGGCGAUGGGCCAAGCCGUUUUGCGAACUACAGUGUCUGUGAGCUCGCCACAGGCGGUAGGCAAGACUUGUGGGGAGCCGAAAACAUCCGCCCGUAUGAGCAAAAGUGGGGCCGCAUCGACACAGGCAAAGAGCGUGAGCAAAUCAACUUCUCUGCUCCAGCCGAAGGGUGUGUCUGCGACGCGAGCACCAUCAGAUGCAAAAUAUGUGGCACGCGUUUCUUUGACUCCGGCUGGUGGGGCCACUGACCAUGAGGAUAACGACGAAAACACAGAGGAGGACUCGCGCUUCAGACAGUGGGACGAUGGGCGGUGGCCCGAUGGCAAUAACGCGAAAGACACGGAAGGGGACGACGACGAAGAGCGGUUCCACGACGGUACACACGAUGAAGAGGGAAACUUGGAGGAUGGUUUGGCCGAAGGCGAUGGUAGUGAAGAAGAAGAAAAGGAGGAUGCAAGUGAAUAGGACGCCGCGGAACGGGAAGACAACUACGAAGGGGGGAGCGAAGGAGAUGAGGGUGAGGGGGACGACGACGACGGCGGGAAUAGAGGGUCGCAGAAAAGACGGAAACAGUCUUCAUGUGCCACAAGUCAUGACGGUCCGGCAGAAGAUGACGAUGUGUUGCAUGGUACGCAGAGGUCUGUGUGCAUGCGCAAGAGGAAAAUAAGAUGUGGGAAAGCAGAGGAAGAGAACCGGAGACAAGCUAAGCUC
This is a messenger RNA of Chara braunii, 1235 nucleotides long. NCBI's taxonomy places the organism in Eukaryota, Viridiplantae, Streptophyta, Charophyceae, Charales, Characeae. The record is from the annotation of a GenBank genome assembly.